AUGUCGCGACCAAACACUAAUUUGUCACUAGAGCCGCGCGGCCGUUAUUCGUGGAUAUCGCUUCCUGAUAGCGAAUACUUUGACGCUGACGCGCGACAUGAGCAAAGUGUGCAAAGCAGCACCGUUGGCAGCGUGUCCAGGCCUGAGUCACGAAUACUGGGGCAGUAUGAGCCCGUACCGCGAAUCGACACAUCUCCUCAUACUAUACACGAGCAAGAAACAGUCUUGGACACCAGCUAUGAUCGCGCAGGCCCACCAGUCACUCCACUGAAUGCACGUGAAUCUUCAGAGUACAAAGACCAGAAUCUGCAGAAAUCUACCGAAUGGCUACCCUACACCCUGCGGCGCCCUUACCUGAUCGCCCCGAGUGCAGUGUCACUCGUACUGUCUAUCGUCUUGGCAACACUUUGCUGGCAGUCCUAUAAGACUCAUGGACUUGGAGAUGAAAUUAGGUCCACGGGACUGUUCUUUGGGUGGAGAUAUACGCCCACAAUCGUUGCGGUCUUCUUCACGCAGACUAUCGUUCAGAUUGCCGAGGACGUAAAAAGAACAGAAGCGUACGCGCGCAUGGCGAGCCCGGAGACCGUCAAAGCAAAGUUCACCCUAUUCUACUCGCCCAGGGUAUGGUGGAAAAGCAUCUUCAUAGGUUUUUCUCGAAGGCGGAGUGGCGGAUACAGAGGAUGGGCCCUGACCUUGUCUUCGCUUGCAGCUGGCGUCAGCAUACUCGGCAUCUCAACCUUCUCGUCGUCCCUGUUAAUUGCAAAGGAUGUUUUGACAAAGGAGAGUGUGCAACUACAACGGUACGCAGCUGGUCAGACAAUGGGGGAAGAGUUAUCACCUAUCCAGCUCGUACCCCGAAGGGAUACUUACUCCCGCGCUAUCAGUGGAUAUCUUUUCAACGUCUCCACAUCAAUCUGGAUGUUCGACUCAUAUCUCAUUGUGCCCUUCGGCGCAUCCAACAGCGGCAUCGAUCGCGUAUCACUCGACAACGGUAUCUGGCAAGCAGAGACUGAGGUGUUCCAUACAGACUAUCAUUGUACACAAAUGGUUCUAUCUGAUAAGAGCAUUCUAGAUAUCAGUUACACAGCCGCGAACGUCUCACAGUCAAACGAUGCGUGCCCGAACGAUGUUUGUACCGUCAAGUCCAAAGGAUUGCAGAUUCGGUCGCAGGACGGUUGUGAAGUUCGGAUUCAAGGACCCAUCGAUGUUUGGGAUGGGGCAUUGGUGAUGACGGGUGAGCUCUUCCAGAGCGAUACCUUUUCAACGGAUGGUGGCCUAAUCUGGACAAAUAUGUCCUCCGACUACGUGUCGUGGCAAACUCUUGUUGAUGAGUACGGCCAGACGCCAGAAAUUCUCGCUAGUGGGAACAUGGUCCUCGAACAAUGGUCUCACACUUUCAUACAUAGCAUCUCUGAGCAAUGUGUAGGGCGUGAUCUGCUUCUUGUAUCGCCGCCAUGGAUCCACUAUCCCGAAGGGGAACUAGCCUCAUGGGAAAAUCUCGCGGUACGAUCUGCUGUAUGCACUCCGCAAUACAACGCAGCUGCCAUGACAGUUACCGUAUCGAUCGGUGGAGCCGAAACGUCCAUCUCCUUUGACGUUUCCGAGUUCAAGCGACGAAGCCAGUCCGUACCGAAAAAAGCUAUUGAUUUUGCCUUAAUAGACGAUAUUUCCUUUCGCGACAGCAAUUGGGCCAAGUACAUUACCAUACCACUUACUGUCCAUGGCGAUUUUGAGGGGAUAUCCACACUUCUUAUAGACAAGUUCGGCCAGAACAUUUCCAUGAUGUUGGAGAGUGACACACUAGAAAUGGAAGCUAGCAUGCUCCGAACGCAUUUUGCGAAGGAGCUCUUGCUAUCGUCUAUCACAGAAUCAGACGUCCUAGAGCUAGACAGUGCACCUGGUAGUGUUACACACGUGAGGGGAAGGAUUUUGGUUGUUACUGAGAUUGGGAUAACGCUAUCUGUGCUCUUCCUGCUCUUGGCAUGCUAUCUUACAAGCAUGGUAUUUAGCGUAUCGACCAGACGUCGACCGCUAGGCCUCAGAUCGGAUCCUGCGGCUAAUAUUGGGACAGCUUCACUCCUCAAAACCGAUUCACCUCCUAUGGCUACAUUACAAACACUAGCUGGACAUGGCCGACCACACAUACAAAAGACGAUUGAAUCACGAACUUACACUUUGCGAGGAAGCAUUCUUUCGGAGGACAUAUCGAAAUUUGAGGCAGUCAAAGCUGAAGGGUCAGACUUACUUGCUAGGAAGAAGGAACUGUCUCCAGGCUCUCCAAAAUCUAAAGCCAGCAUUGGAAACGACUCGAGGCCCUCAAUGCUCCACAAAAGGUGGCUCUUCGCAUUGUUAGCUUAUCUCCUUGCCACUACAAUAGCCAUUUUGAUUGUUCGCGGAUAUGCACGAGAGAAAAGGCUCUCCCGUACUGCAUUCACCUACGAAGUCGACGUGGGCCUUUUCAACACAUUUUUCUCGCCUCACUCCCUUAUAGCUACACUGAUCGCAGUGGGAAUUGGUCUGAGCUGGGAUGGUGUUGACAAGCCUAUGCGGGGUUUGCAGCCAUAUCUCUCCAUGUCGCGAAAUCCAGUGGCUCCCAGACGGGCAGCAUCUUUGACGUACCAAUCUUCGUUCUGGGUAUGGGCUGCUGUGAAAGCAGCGCUACGCAAACAUUGGAUUCUAUGUCUUGUUGCUGCCGAAACAACUCUGUCACAAAUUCUCAUCAUAUCUAUGGCUGCUGUCUUUGAGAGACAGGCAGUCACACAAGAGCAGCCAAUAAUAGAUGCAGAUAACACCAUCACAGCACCGUUUUCGCUACGGCAAGAACCUUUAAAUUGUUAUCAAACCGAUGAUGGCACACGUGAACGUCAUUUCGAGAUAACUGAAUCUCUACUGGAAGCAUCAAAGAUUCAGUGGUUAUAUAAUGCGCUAGACGAGAUAAUUCUCGAUCCACCACAACUACCAUGGACUAAAGAUGAAUGGAUUUUCACUCCCCUCGAUAUAGAUUGGUUACCAAAUGUCACAGUGUCUUCGAAGGCGACCUCUGAAGAUGAGAACCAUUCGAAUUCGGAUCCUCUGAGUUCACCUGCUAACAUCUCUUCUAUUUCGUCUGCACUUCGAAGUCGGUUGGAGUGUUUUCCGAUCAUCGUGCCAAACUCCAGCUGGCUCAACCGGGCUGCAGACGUUUACCCAGACCGAACGAACAAGACUAUACCAGGAUUUGCUCUACCGACUACUCUGUUCAACGGCGAGUUGUACAAUACGUCUAUCUUUUCAAUUCCAAGACGAUUGUCAUGCUGUGCGAAUGGCACAGAUCCGGGUGGGCAAGCUGUUGUUGCAUACUGGACUAGCAACAGCUCAAUGCUUGAACCAGAAGACCCUAAUGUUUUGAAAUGGAAUUGCACCGCAAAUGCGACUGAUUCUCGCUGUGAACAAUUCUCGCGUCCUAGUAGCGGACCUGAGAACAUUGUUGGACUAGGAGCGACGGCAGAAAUCUCUGGAGCUGAACUCAACACAACUUACAAGGAUGACUUCAACACUUUUCCAUUCGGAAAUGCAAGUGAGGAGCUUCUCCACUUCACAGAGGAGCCUAAAAUGUCUAUAGUGAACUGUGUCCCGAUCAUCGAGGCUGCAAAUGCUAGCGUUAUCGUAGCCAGGAGCUCCGGAAACGUCCUGGACUACGAUUUGCUAUCUGGUGCCCAGCCUGAUCAGAAUGCAUGGGAGUACGCCUGGGAUAUCAUGUAUCCUGAACCAACACAAAACUAUGGUCAUGGAAAUAUUAGCUACGGUCAUUUCUUCAUGACCCAGCUUCUCACAGCUCCGCAUGUCAUCGCUCCAAGAAGGGCACAUUCUUGGCUUUCAUACAACAAGAGCAUUGAGGAAAUAGAAAGCGAGCGCUUCAACAUCCGCGAUCGCGACCGUGGUCUCAAUGUCGACUUCAUGUCCUACGCAAACUGGCACCUUGCCAACAAGAACUCAGAUGCAUUACUAAACACAACAACGCUACUCCGACACUCCGAAAAGAUAUUGCAGAUCUUCUUCAAGCACUUUGCUCAUUCUGGAUCAUCGCACCUUGGUGAUUUCCGUUCAAAUGAUGAUUCUGGUAAAGCGGUUUAUGACAAUGCCUUUGACCGGCAAGGUGGUGCCAUCAACGCAACGUUCACGGAACGUUUCGAGGUCCUGGUCAUGAAUGAGGUUGCUACCUGGAUCUCUCUGACCAUUCUCAUUUUGCUCAUGAUCAUCUUGAUUGUUCUCAUCGUGAGCUUGCAGAUCGUAUACCCAAUCUCAUCUCUGCAACACCCUAUAGAGUGCUUGGCAGACGUACUUACCAUGGUUGCUGGGAGCGAUGGUCUAAUUGGUCUAAUCGAAGAGCAGAGCGUUCAAGGUUUCGCCAACAGUGACGAAAUGACGAGGUUAGGUUGGUUCAAGGAUCGGAGGGGAGCUGUCAGGUGGGGUGUUGAGCUCGUAGAUGCGAAGGGUAUCGAAUGGGUUGAUGGGCCUGAGGCAGCUAGGCCGGAUGAAGUUGGUGACGAAGAGUCAUCGGUUGGAAGUAGAGGAGUGGCUGACACGAACAGCUCACUUCUGGAAGGUGAGCGGAGACCGCUUUCUCCGCAACAUUCCGCUCAAGAGCAAGAAGCAGAAUCGAUGUUGGAACAGCAGAGCCACUCAGCGUAG
Molecule: messenger RNA, 4671 nt
Organism: Alternaria burnsii
Lineage: Eukaryota; Fungi; Ascomycota; Dothideomycetes; Pleosporales; Pleosporaceae
Exons: 6
Coding region: 1-4671 (1556 amino acids)
Source: RefSeq, a predicted model, not a curated record